Molecule: messenger RNA, 702 nt
Organism: Spodoptera litura
Lineage: Eukaryota; Metazoa; Arthropoda; Insecta; Lepidoptera; Noctuidae
Source: RefSeq, a predicted model, not a curated record
AUGAAUGGAGAUAAAAUUCAAUACUACCAAGCUCCAAUAGCAGAAAACACGGCGCCAGUAGGUAAACAAGUCGUGAACCCUUACGCCAUUGCUGACCCUGCGAAUCAGCGCGACUUACUUAAACACAGAAUCUCAGAAGAAUUCUCACUAUUUUGCACACUCUGCGACCUUCCAUUCGUCGACAAUGCUGAAUUCGAACACCAUAACAUUGAAUUACACGGGAAAAAGAAGGUACUAUCCUGCAACCAAUGCGACGCUACAUUUCGACGGCAAGAUCACUUGAAACGACAUAUUCAGAGUUUACACAACAGCCAGAAGUACUGCGUGUGCCCUGUAUGCCGGAAAGAUUGUAAACGGCAAGAUAUAUUACUGAAACAUAUAAAAAGAAAACAUUCAACUACUGCAGAGGUGUUUAAAUGCCGAGAAUGCGCUUUCGAGUGCACCACGCUUGAAGAUUUGGAAAAACAUGAGUUUACACAUCUUGCUACCGAUCGGCAUCUCUGCCCUCAUUGUCAAACUACGUUUAAACGUCGAGACCACAUGUUAAGACAUGUGAAAUCGCAACAUAUGAAACAGAUGGUGGAAUGUCCAAUAUGUCGACAGUCCUAUAAAAGAAAAGAUCAUGUCGUUCGUCAUGUCCGUGAAAAACAUAAAAUGGGGUUGCUGAAUGGGAAGCUAGUCAGCUCCGCUGAUAUUGUGUAG